GGAAACAGAGGGUGUGAGGAUGUUGUAUGUUAAGGGGGGUGUAGGGUGUAAAAAAAAGUGUUCAGAGUGGGAGGAGUUAGGGGAGUGACGUGAACGGAAGCUGGGAACCGGCUGAGUGAGGCCUGGGUAGUUGUACUGAGAGCCAAAACCAGAAGUGGCAACGACCUGUUCAUGUCCAGAGCAAGCAGGCUUGCACCGUGGGAAAUCGCGUGGUGCAGACCUGGAGUCUGAACACAGUGGACUUCGGGGAAAGUAAAACUCUGGGAAGCUACGAGUGCCGCGCGGAGCAUCCUGGGGUGUCAGCAGCGCCCCGGCUGGAACCGCCUCCCUUCUGCUCUGGAUCCUCCCAGGGCUCACUGAUCACCCAGACCUGCUCACCUGUGGAACACAACAAAGAGCCAUAGACGGUGGAGAUACAGGAGACAAUAGCAUAGGAUCCAGGACCACAAGCUGGCUAUUUAUUUAUUCCUAAAAGAGAAACUGAGAGACAAGAAACAGAAAGAAAUGGAUGCUUUUCCAGUAAACAUGUCCCAGCGUCUAUUGACCUUUGGGGAUGUGGCUGUGGAUUUCCCUCAGGAGGAGUGGGAAUGCCUGGACUCUGCUCAGAGGGCUUUGUACAUUGAUGUGAUGUUGGAGAAUUACAGCAACCUGGUUUCUGUCGAGAACUACUGCAUAUGUGAUACUGUCCAUCAACAUGUGAAGACUGAAAAAGAAUCUUGUCCUCAUAAUGAGCAUGGUGAAAUGCUUCAUGUUCCUUCCCAUGAUGCACUUUAUAAAAGAAGUGACACUACAGAAACUUCUAAUAACUACAGGUGCUAUAAGGACAUGGAUUCCUCUGUUGACUCCUCAAACCUAUACAGACAUAGGGGCAUGCACACUGGAGAAGAACCUUGCAAAUCUGAAGACGGUGAGAGAUCUUUAAAUGUGUGUUCCAGCUUUAUUCAAGAUGAAAGACUCUACACUGCAAAUAAAGAUCACAGAGAAGAAGAAUAUGACAACUAUUUUAACUGUACAUAUAAUAAUCUUAUACAACAAACAAUCUACCUUGAGAAACCACAUAAGUGUGGGAAAUGUGGUAAAUGCUUUAGUACCUCCUUAAGGCUCAUUAAGCAUCAAAGAAUUCAUACUGGAAAGAAACCUUACAAGUGUAAUCUUUGUGACAAAUCCUAUAACCAGUGUGCAAAUCUUAAAAUACAUCAAAGACUUCAUACUGGGGAGAAACCUUACAAAUGCCAAGACUGUGGAAAGUCAUUCCGUCAAACCUCUGUACUUAAAAGCCAUCAGAAAAUGCACACUGGAGAGAGACCUUACAAGUGUAAGCAAUGUGACAAAUCCUUUGCCCACUCUUCCAGUCUUAGGACACACCAGAAAAUCCAUACUUCAGAGGAACAUUGUAGUUGCCCAGAAUGUGGCAGGGAAUUUCAUCAGCUUUUACACUUUAGAAAACAUUACAGACUCCAUACUGGAGAGAAGCCUUACAAAUGCAAUGAGUGUGACAGAUCUUUUACCCACUAUUCAUCAUUAAAAUGGCAUCAGAAAACUCAUUCUCCAGAGAUUUAUUAUGAAUGCAAAGAAUGUGGUAAGUCCUUUAUUGAAUUAUCACAUCUUAAAAGGCAUUACAGAAUCCAUACUGGUGAAAAACCUUAUAAAUGUGAGAUAUGUGACAAAUCCUUUACUGUGAAUUCAACUCUUAAGACACAUCAGAAAAUUCAUACUGGAGAGAAACCAUACAAAUGUAGGGAAUGUGACAAAUCCUUUACUCAUAAGUCACAUCUUAGAAGACAUCAGAGUGUCCAUACUGGAGAGAGACCUUACAGAUGUAAAGAGUGUGACAAAACUUUUACUGAGUGCUCAACUCUUAGAGAACAUCAGAAAAUUCAUACCGGAGAAAAAGCUUACAAAUGUGGAGAAUGUGACAAAUCUUUUACCCAGCAUUCAUAUCUCAGAAGUCAUCUCAGAGUUCAUACUGGAGAGAGACCUUAUGUAUGUAAGGAAUGUGGCAAAUCUUUUACUACAUGCUCAACUCUUAGAACACAUCAGAAAAUUCAUACAGGAGAGAAACCAUACAAAUGUAGGGAAUGUGACAAAUCUUUUACUCAGGACUCACAUCUUAGAACACAUCACAGAGUUCAUACUGGAGAGAGACCUUACAGUUGUAAGGAAUGUGACAAAACUUUUACUCGGUGCUCAUAUCUUAGAGCACAUCAGAAAAUUCAUACUGGAGAGAAACCUUACAAAUGCAAAGACUGUGAUAUAUCCUUUCUCCGAAUUUCUAGUCUUAGAAUACAUCAGAAAAUUCAUACUGGAGAGAAACCUUACAAAUGCAAAGACUGUGACAUUUCAUUUAACCAGAUUUCAAAUCUCCGAAGACAUCAGAAACUUCAUACUGGUGAGAAACCUUACAAAUGUAUGGAGUGUGACAAGACUUUUACUCAUAACUCAAAUCUUAGAGCACAUCAGAGAGUUCAUACUGGAGAGAAACCAUAUGUGUGUACAGAAUGUGACAAAUCUUUUACUAGGUGCUCCUAUCUUAGAGCACACCAGAAAAUUCAUACUGGAGAGAAACCUUACAAGUGCAAAGAUUGUGACAAAUCCUUUAUCCAACUUUCAAAUCUUAGAAGACAUCAGAGAGUUCAUACUGGAGAGAAACAUACCAAUGUAAAUCAUGUGACAUAGCAGUUAUUUAGUAUUACCUUGGCUUACAAACCCUAACAUUAUAUGUAAUAGAAAAUAAGGAUGAGAAACUUGUGAAAGUUUUUUAAUGAAGUUUUAAAUCUUAGAAAAUAGCAUAGAAUUUAAGUUAAAAUUUUGCAAAUGUUAUUGUGUGAAAAGUUUCCUCUCCCCCUCCCUCUUCCUUCGUGUGUGUUUGGGUAUGAGUAUAUAGGUGCUUUUGUGCUUUUAUCACUGCACUACACGUAUGCACAGUGCCCAUGAAAGCCAGAAGCUAGCAAGAGAUCCCCUGAAGCUGGAGAUAAAGUUGUGUUUAUGUGUGUAUUGGGAAUUGAUCCCAGUUCUCUAAAAGAGCAGCCCUUGCUUUUAUCUACUACGCUAUUUCUAUAUCCCCUGGGCAGAGUGACAAUUAAAACAU
Arvicanthis niloticus (Nile rat) is the source of this 3088-nucleotide messenger RNA. NCBI's taxonomy places the organism in Eukaryota, Metazoa, Chordata, Mammalia, Rodentia, Muridae. The record is from RefSeq and is a predicted model, not a curated record.